GGACCACAUGAGCUUAUAUGGCGCUGGGUACUUGCUCCUUUAGCCCUGUGCCCGGCACCUGCCAAAAUAGCAGCCGACACCCCCCAUUGUGUCGUCCCCCCCCCAUCUUCUGCUGCACAUUCCUCCCACCGCAGGGCUUGGCUCUCAAGGCCCCAGCCCACAUGCCUGCUUAAAGCCCUCUCCAUGCCCUGCCCUCGGCCAGUCCCUGCCGAGGCUGAGUAGAUAUCUCAGGACCUGCGUGUAGCCCGUUCAGAGGGAGAGCCAAGGCCAUGUCUGACACGGAGGAGGUGGUGGAGGAGUACGAAGAGGAGCAGGAAGAGGAAGACUGGAGUGAAGACGGAGACGAGCAAGAGGAGGCAGUGGAGGAGGAGGAGGAGGACGGUGUGGCUGAGGCUGAGCCUGAGGGUGAGGAUGAGACAGAGGAAUCCAAAGCAGAAGAGGUUGGUUCAGAUGAAGAAGCCAGAGAUGCUGAAGAUGGUCCAGCCGAGGAGUCCAAACCCAAGCCCAGGCUCUUCAUGCCAAACUUGGUGCCACCCAAGAUCCCCGAUGGAGAGAGAGUGGACUUUGAUGACAUCCACAGGAAGCGCAUGGAGAAGGACUUGAACGAGCUGCAGACGCUGAUCGAGGCCCACUUUGAGAACCGGAAGAAGGAGGAGGAGGAGCUGAUCUCUCUCAAGGACAGGAUUGAAAAGCGGCGGGCAGAGCGGGCAGAGCAGCAGCGCAUCCGCAAUGAGCGGGAGAAGGAGCGGCAGAACCGCCUGGCUGAAGAGAGGGCCCGGCGUGAGGAGGAGGAGAACAGGAAGAAGGCUGAGGACGAGGCCCGCAAGAAGAAGGCUCUGUCCAACAUGAUGCAUUUUGGAGGGUACAUCCAGAAGCAAGCUCAGACAGAGCGCAGGAGUGGGAAGAGACAGACAGAGCGAGAGAAGAAGAAGAAGAUCCUGGCUGAGAGGAGGAAGGUUCUGGCCAUCGACCACCUGAAUGAAGACCAGCUGAGAGAGAAGGCCAAGGAGCUAUGGCAGAGCAUUCACAACCUGGAGGCCGAGAAGUUUGACCUGCAGGAGAAGUUCAAGCAGCAGAAAUACGAAAUCAACGUUCUGCGAAACAGGAUCAACGACAACCAGAAAGUCUCCAAAACUCGUGGAAAGACCAAAGUCACCGGACGCUGGAAAUAGAGACAGUUUGCUCUCACCAAAGCUCUGCCCCUUGCCUGUGUCCCUGCCCUGAGCAUCCCAGCUCUGGGUCCUCCUGGAUACCUGAUGCAGACUCCUGUCUGGAAAGUGGGAGCUGGGCUAGCUAGAAGCCAGUACUCUGCCUGACCCUUGUGCCCAUACCACUCCAGUAAUAAAAGGCCAGCACACUGCA
This is a messenger RNA of Mesocricetus auratus (golden hamster), 1362 nucleotides long. It is a transcript of the gene Tnnt2, whose product is annotated as troponin T2, cardiac type. Lineage: Eukaryota; Metazoa; Chordata; Mammalia; Rodentia; Cricetidae. The record is from RefSeq and is a predicted model, not a curated record. Bases 270 to 1172 code for a protein of 300 amino acids. Gene Ontology annotation, molecular function: tropomyosin binding; troponin I binding; troponin C binding. Gene Ontology annotation, biological process: regulation of muscle contraction; sarcomere organization; cardiac muscle contraction. The transcript has 16 exons. Gene Ontology annotation, cellular component: troponin complex.